Austrofundulus limnaeus is the source of this 629-nucleotide messenger RNA. RefSeq names its product trichohyalin-like. The transcript has a single exon. Bases 54 to 614 code for a protein of 186 amino acids. The record is from RefSeq and is a predicted model, not a curated record. Lineage: Eukaryota; Metazoa; Chordata; Actinopteri; Cyprinodontiformes; Rivulidae.
UGUGUGUAGUGUGUGUAGUGUGUGUAGACACAGUCCUGGGUUCUAAGCCCAGGAUGAGACAACUGAAGCCUGAGGAGCAGAUGAAGUGUGAGGAGCAGAUGAAGCGUGAGGAGCAGAUGAAGUGUGAGGAGCAGAUGAAGUCUGAGGAGCAGAUGAAGCGUGAGGAGCAGAUGAAGUGUGAGGAGCAGAUGAAGUCUGAGGAGCAGAUGAAGUCUGAGGAGCAGAUGAAGUGUGAGGAGCAGAUGAAGUCUGAGGAGCAGAUGAAGUCUGAGGAGCAGAUGAAGCCUGAGGAGCAGAUGAAGCCUGAGGAGCAGAUGAAGCCUGAGGAGCAGAUGAAGCCUGAGGAGCAGAUGAAGUGUGAGGAGCAGAUGAAGUGUGAGGAGCAGAUGAAGUCUGAGGAGCAGAUGAAGUGUGAGGAGCAGAUGAAGUCUGAGGAGCAGAUGAAGCCUGAGGAGCAGAUGAAGCCUGAGGAGCAGAUGAAGCGUGAGGAGCAGAUGAAGCGUGAGGAGCAGAUGAAGGAGAAGGUCUGUCUGCAGCCUGAUGACAGGAGGAGGAGUCUAACCUGUCCUCCAGGGAGGUUCUACAGAACAUCUGGACUGAGCUUCACCAGGUGACCAUGUGAUCACCUG